AUGAUACCGGCAAAGUCAAACAGCGCCGCAGUCCCCAAACACGCGCCUAUCAGAAAGAAAGAACCGUCUAGAAGGGCCCGCAGGUUGGGAGGCACUGGUCCAACGCCGUAUACAGCACCCAGCUUGAAGAGCGGCCAAGGCGGCAGCGUGUUUCCGUGCCUCGCAACAAGUCGCUGUUCGAAAGCAAGCCCUUGGGGUGUGUCGGCCGCAUCAGCAUACGAUCCACUCGCUCCGAACAGCAGAGAUCUCAUUUGCUCCCAGAUGGACGACAUGGCCACGUAUUGGUACAACACGAAAAGUUGCCUUCUCUCGAACGCUGUACACAGGUUCUCGAAGCGGCCGCCUCCGGCCCGAGCACUCCGUCUCGAUGGUGCAUUGCGACGGUCGAGGCGCUCGCUGCGCCUCAGUGUUGCACAGGCUGCGUUGCUGGAUGCGUUGCAGUGGCGGUAA
Molecule: messenger RNA, 450 nt
Organism: Cyanidioschyzon merolae strain 10D
Lineage: Eukaryota; Rhodophyta; Bangiophyceae; Cyanidiales; Cyanidiaceae
Exons: 1
Coding region: 1-450 (149 amino acids)
Source: RefSeq, a predicted model, not a curated record